This is a messenger RNA of Pochonia chlamydosporia 170, 1158 nucleotides long. RefSeq names its product reg SU protein. NCBI's taxonomy places the organism in Eukaryota, Fungi, Ascomycota, Sordariomycetes, Hypocreales, Clavicipitaceae. Gene Ontology annotation, cellular component: nucleus; cAMP-dependent protein kinase complex. Bases 1 to 1158 code for a protein of 385 amino acids. The record is from RefSeq and is a predicted model, not a curated record. The transcript is spliced from 2 exons. Gene Ontology annotation, biological process: regulation of protein phosphorylation. Gene Ontology annotation, molecular function: cAMP-dependent protein kinase regulator activity.
AUGUCGGUUCCCUUUUCGAGCCCGUUUGGGGCUAAUGCAAACCCCUUUGGCAACGAUCGGUCGCAGAAUGUAAUGCACAGCUUGGCCGAAGAAGACGAAAACGACAACGGCAGAGCCCAGAUUGAUUCAGGCACCGGUCUGAACUUCCCAGGAACCUUUGGCGCCGAUGCUAGUUCAGAAACACCCCCAACGGUCCGAGGUCCUCCAAACCCGGACAGCUAUCCCCCCCAAUACAAUUUUGCUCGUCGCACAUCGGUGUCUGCUGAGUCACUGAAGCCUAGCGCCGAUAGCUAUGACAACUGGUCGCCUCCUUUCCAUGACAAGACUGCCGAUCAGCUGGAGCGUCUCAAGAAGGCCAUUGAGGGCAAUUUCCUUUUCAGCCAUCUAGAUGAAGAGCAAACUGCUCAGAUUCUCGGCGCAUUGGUUGAAAAGCCCAUCCCUGCCAAGGGCAUCAAGGUUAUCAGUCAGGGCGAUGCUGGCGACUUCUUCUAUGUCGUAGAGAAGGGCUCAUUUGAUGUCCACGUCAACGCCAGUGGAAGCAUCCAACCCGGACCAGACGGACUGGGUGAUAAUGUUGGAAACAUCCAAGCCGGGGGUUCGUUUGGUGAACUCGCCCUCAUGUACAACGCCCCGCGUGCUGCCACAGUCAUUUCAGUCGAAGCCAACUGCACCCUAUGGGCCUUGGACCGCAUCACAUUCCGUCGGAUUCUCAUGGAGUCUACGUUUGCCAGGCGGCGAAUGUACGAGACCUUCUUGGAGGAGGUUCCGUUGUUGUCAUCACUAACCCCGUAUGAGCGGUCCAAGAUUGCUGACGCCCUUGAGACACGAAAAUAUGCUCAAGGCGAGGUCAUCAUUCAGGAAGGCGACCCAGGCCACUCAUUCUUCUUACUGGAAAGCGGUGAAGCCGACGCAUUCAAGGGCGAUCAAAGCAACAAAGUGCUGCAUUAUAAGAAGGGAGACUAUUUCGGCGAGUUGGCGCUGCUCAAUGACCAGCCUCGAGCUGCUAGUAUCAUGGCUUCGACCGAGGUCAAGGUGGCCACGCUCGGCAAGAACGCCUUCCAGAGACUGUUGGGUCCAGUGGAGGGAAUCUUGCGCCGCACCAGGUACCAAGGUGUUGCGACUGGGGUGGAAGAAAUGGACCCUCUGCAUCGCGAAUAG